Molecule: messenger RNA, 417 nt
Organism: Prorocentrum cordatum
Lineage: Eukaryota; Dinophyceae; Prorocentrales; Prorocentraceae
Source: the annotation of a GenBank genome assembly
AUGAUAGUGCCGCAGCACGCUGUUGCUUCAGGCGGGCCAGCGCUCCGUGACGUCAUGGUCCUUUAUUUGCAAGCGCUCAUCGCUGCCGCCGGCGCGGGCAUCUCCAUGGUGGAUUACAUUAUUAUCGCAGAAGGAGCGCGCGACCCCACGCUUGCAAUUCACUCCUCGCCGCCAGCGGGCUUGCCCAGCAACGGCAAUGACAUUACUUGGUGUUUCGGAGAUGUUUUCGCGGCGGAGCGCACGAUCGGCACCGCCCGGUGCGACUUCGGCACCGCCGCGGUUGGAGCAGCUGGACUGGACGCCGCAGCCAUGACCGGGCUCCAGACAGCCAUGCUCGCGACCGCGCGCGCGUUCGCCGUCGCUUGCCCCGCGGCAGUCUCGCUCCAGAGAGGGUUGCGCCAUGUGCGUGCGCGAUGA